Acanthosepion pharaonis is the source of this 939-nucleotide messenger RNA. Lineage: Eukaryota; Metazoa; Mollusca; Cephalopoda; Sepiida; Sepiidae. The record is from the annotation of a GenBank genome assembly.
AUGGCGAAGUCCGAUCGAUAUAAUGCUAGUAAUUUUGUGAAAGAUAUUGCAAUAUUAAAUCUCUAUAACUCUCUCUGGGUUUCCGGCUCUUUCUAUUUCUUUCUUUCUUUCUUUCUUUCUUUCUUUCUUUCUUUCUUUCUUUCUUUCUUCCGUACUUCUUUCCUUUUUAGGUUCUGGCUUUUCUUUUCGUCCUUCUUUUGUGUUCUUCUAAUCUAUCUAUCUAUCUAUCUAUCUAUCUAUCUAUCUAUCUAUCUAAGAAGAAUGUAUUAUUUGAAACUUUGUCUGAUGACAAAUGUGUGGAUCUAUCUAUCUAUCUAUCUAUCUAUGAAGAAUGUAUUCUUUGAAACUCUGUCUGGUUACAAAUGUGUGGAUCUAUCUAUCUAUCUAUCUAUCUAUCUAUCUAUCUAUCUAUCUAUCUAUCUAUCUAUCUUUAUCUCGCUGCUAAAAAGAGUUAAGUUUCCUUUGCAUGGUGCAAGAAAUGACACCUUCCUUCAUGCAAGCGAUAACAAAUUAGGUUGUUUUCAUUUUCUUUCUCAUUUUCAUCUAUCUAUCUAUCUAUCUAUCUCAGUCUAUCUAUCUAUCUAUCUAUCUAUCUAUCUAUCUAUCUAUCUAUCUAUCUAUCUAUCUAUCUAUCUCAACUCUCUGAAAACAUGUUUGCGUGUGUCUAUCUAUCUAUCUAUCUAUCUAUCUAUCUAUCUAUCUAUCUAUCUAUCUAUCUAUCUAUCUUCUAUUCAUAUCUAUCUAUUUAUCUGCCUUAAUGUCUAUUUCUAUUACAGAACGUCUCCUAUAUCAGUUACGUGGAGAAUCUAUCUAUCUAUCUAUCUAUCUAUCUAUCUAUCUAUCUAUCUAUCUAUCUGCCUUACUUUCUAUUACAAAUGGUUUCCGUUAUCAUUUACAUGGAGAAUAUAUAAUGCAUAUGUUUUUAUUUUCUUUAUGUGA